UUAUUAUUAUAAAAAAUGGAAAUUUGUGUCCUAAAAAACAGAACCAUCCAAAUUGAGCAACGAAACAUAGCUAACCGCCACAACUCAACUCAAGACCAAGUUGGAUUUUUGGCAUUCCCUUCUUCCGUUCCGUUCCGUGUUCGAAUUGAGAUGAGUUUUAGCAUGAGCUACUACAGCAGCAGCAGUAACAUUCUUCAAUCUUGCAGAACCAUAAACUCUCAUGGCAAGCGUAUUAUUGCCACCAAAAAAGUUAAAACUGAACAUGAGAAUUGUCUUCGGUCGAAGUCGAAGAUCAAUGGAAAUAGUAUUAUGACAUUCAUUGGUGGACUCACAGCUGCACAAUUGGUUGCUCCAGUCACUGCAAAAGCUGAAAUAGUUGCUCCUGUUUUUACUUUGGCUGAUGGAGGCAUCGGUGACUGGUUUGGAGGCAUUCUAUUUUCAGCGGGACAACAGGCCAAUGAAGCAGUUCUGGACCAACUAUCCUCCCUAAGUUUUACUAGUUUGGCUGUAAUUUAUGGGGCAGGACUUGUAACCAGCCUUUCUCCCUGUACGCUUAGUGUGUUACCACUAACUCUCGGUUACAUUGGGGCUUUUGGCUCUGGAAAAAGUAGAGCACAGGUUAUUGGAGAUUCUAUAGCAUUUUCCCUGGGACUCGCAACCACAUUAGCACUGCUCGGCGUAGGAGCGUCUUUUGCAGGAAAGGCUUAUGGACAGAUUGGCCAAGGAUUACCUGUGGCUGCUUCUGGUUUGGCUGUAAUUAUGGGUCUGAACCUUCUUGAGAUCAUUGAAUUACAGCUCCCCUCAUUCUUCGACAGUUUUGAUCCAAAAUCAUUAGCUGCCAAUUUUCCAUCAAGUGUGCAAGCAUACCUGGCCGGGCUUACAUUUGCAUUAGCUGCCUCACCAUGCAGUACACCUGUUCUAGCCACCCUUCUGGGAUAUGUCGCUGCAUCCAAGAAUCCAGUGAUUGGUGGCAGCUUGCUUUUGACAUACACAACAGGAUACAUCUCUCCCUUACUUUUGGCUGCUUCUUUUGCUGGGGCGUUACAGAGCUUGCUUUCGUUUCGCAAGUACUCAGCAUGGAUCAAUCCUAUAAGCGGAGCAAUGCUGUUAGGAGGUGGUGUAUAUACCUUCUUAGAUAGGCUCUUCCCAGCGGCCACAAUGGCAAUGUAGAUAUUGUGGGUCUGUAACAUGUAGUGAUCUUUUACUUAAAACAGUCACAUGUGUGUGUAUAUAUAUCAUACAACUAACUACUCAUAUACGAUAAAAUCAAAAUGAAAUUGAAUCCUUCUUCUUGACCCUCUAAAA
Molecule: messenger RNA, 1305 nt
Organism: Medicago truncatula (barrel medic)
Lineage: Eukaryota; Viridiplantae; Streptophyta; Magnoliopsida; Fabales; Fabaceae
Product: cytochrome c-type biogenesis ccda-like chloroplastic protein
Exons: 12
Coding region: 16-1170 (384 amino acids)
Biological process (GO): cytochrome complex assembly
Cellular component (GO): membrane
Source: RefSeq, a predicted model, not a curated record